AUGGCGCCCAGCAAGGCCGUGGUGGCACACCUCGUGGUGCUAUUACUAUUAGUGCCCUUGCUCUCCCUGCUGCCCUUCUCCUCCCACGCUCUGACCCAGGACUUAUGCGUCGCGAACAGGCUCCUCCCAGACACGCCGUCCGGCUACCCGUGCAAGCCCAAAGGUCUCGUCAGCUCCGACGACUUCUACUCCGACGCCUUGGCCAGGCCUGGCCCGGUCAUCGCCCCCUUCAACACCAGCCUGGCCUCCGCCGCCGUUAAACAGCUCCCCGGCCUGAAUGGCCUCGGCAUCUCCGCCACGCGUGUCGAUGUCCAGCCAGGUGGGGUCGUGCCCAUGCACACCCACCCGGAAGCCUCGGAGCUCAUCUUCCUCCUCGAAGGAACCCUUUUCGCUGGCUUCAUCAGCGCCGAAACCAAUAAGGCCUAUGUCAAGAUCCUAAAGAAGGGCGACCUCUACGUGUUCCCGCAGGGCUUGCUGCACUUCCAGUUCAACACCGGCAACACGACCGCCACCGCCAUCGCCGCGUACAGCAACCAGAACCCCGGCCUACAGAUCGCUGUCUAUGCACUCUUCGGCAACACCCUCACAGUGGAAACGGUGAAUAAGACCACCUUCGUAACAAAGGAGGAGGUCAUGAGGCUCAAGGACCUCUUCGGCCAGUCUUCAGUGCCAUCCUGA
Molecule: messenger RNA, 678 nt
Organism: Zea mays
Lineage: Eukaryota; Viridiplantae; Streptophyta; Magnoliopsida; Poales; Poaceae
Product: germin-like protein 8-13
Exons: 2
Coding region: 1-678 (225 amino acids)
Molecular function (GO): manganese ion binding
Source: RefSeq, a predicted model, not a curated record